Molecule: messenger RNA, 1068 nt
Organism: Camelina sativa (false flax)
Lineage: Eukaryota; Viridiplantae; Streptophyta; Magnoliopsida; Brassicales; Brassicaceae
Source: RefSeq, a predicted model, not a curated record
AUCUUCCACCUCGUGUCUAGCUGAGUACCUUGGUUUCUCUUCAUACCCACCUGCAUUCCUAAGCCGAGAAGCAAGAAACGAGAAUUUCUCGAUUGGCGCCAACUUUGCAUCAGCUUCUUCAGGAUACUAUGAUGCCACAUCUGUUCCAUUUGGCGCGAUCUCCUUAACACGACAGCUGAGCUAUUACAGGGCAUAUCAAAACAGAGUAACGAGCAUGAUCGGGAGGGAGAACGCACACAGGCUAUUCUCUAAAGGAAUCCACAUUUUGAGUGCGGGAUCUAGCGACUUUCUUCAGAACUAUUACAUCAAUCCUCUACUCAACAUCCUAAAUACACCUGAUCAGUUCUCUGACAUUCUCAUGAGAUCCUACUCAGAAUUCAUCCAGAAUCUGUAUGAACUAGGAGCAAGGAGAAUUGGAGUGAUAUCGUUACCGCCGAUGGGUUGCCUGCCUGCAGCUAUCACUCUUUUCGGUGCAGGAAACAAAAGUUGUGUCGAGAGACUGAACAACGAUGCUGUCAUGUUUAACACCAAACUUGAGACCACAACCCAAUUAUUGAUGAAUAGACACUCAGGCCUCAAGCUCGUUGCCUUUGAUGUCUACCAACCUUUCCUGGACAUCAUCACCAACCCAAUUGACAAUGGAUUCUUUGAAACAAAAAGGGCAUGCUGCGGAACAGGAACAAUAGAAACAUCGUUCCUAUGCAAUUCUCUAUCCCCCGGAACGUGUGUAAAUGCCACAGGAUAUGUGUUUUGGGAUGGAUUCCACCCCACAGAGGCUGUAAACGAGCUGUUGGCUGGUCAACUACUGGGUCAAGGGAUUUCUCUAAUCUCUUGAAUUGAGUUUCAUCUCAGUUGGAUUGAAUUCAAACUGUAUACCUACAAAUAGCUACCAAAGUGUCUCUCUCUCUCUUCUCUCUUUUUCUCUUUCCUUCUUUAUAUAUAUAACUCAUAAAUAAGAGACAGAUUGUGUGUGUGUGUGUGUGACCGAAUGUAGAAACUACCAAUCUGGUCUGUGUGAUGGGUCUAUAGGUCCAAGCUUUGUUUGAGAAUAUCACAAUCUUUGAUAUU